Molecule: messenger RNA, 1222 nt
Organism: Vicugna pacos (alpaca)
Lineage: Eukaryota; Metazoa; Chordata; Mammalia; Artiodactyla; Camelidae
Gene: ZNF581
Product: zinc finger protein 581
Biological process (GO): regulation of transcription by RNA polymerase II
Molecular function (GO): DNA-binding transcription factor activity, RNA polymerase II-specific; RNA polymerase II cis-regulatory region sequence-specific DNA binding
Source: RefSeq, a predicted model, not a curated record
CGCCGGGCUGGGAGGGGCUGUUCUGAGGGCUCGGAAAGGGCGCUGCCGAGAACUCGCGUAGAGGGGCUCGGAGGCCGGGGCCGCGGACCAGGGGUGGAACCCUAGAGAGCGCUGGGACACUAAAAGAACUGGGGCCUCAGCCACCCCUCCGGAUGCUGGUGCCGCCAGCCCCCUGCCCCCAGUCCCUGGCGCUUCCCUCUGCUGAGGUGAUGGAGGCCCCUCCCCCUCGGACAGGCCGGUCCCCAGAACCCGGACCUUCCUCUUCCACAGGCUCUCCCCAGACUUCAUCCCCUUCGAGGCCCAACCACUACCUGCUCAUUGAUACCCAGGGCGUCCCGUACACCGUGCUGGUGGACGACGAUUCUCAGAGGGAGUCCGGGCCCGAUGGGGCUUCAGCUCAGAAAAAGUGCUACAGCUGUCCCGUCUGCUCCCGGGUCUUCGAGUACAUGUCAUACCUUCAGCGACACAGCAUCACUCACUCGGAGGUGAAGCCCUUUGAAUGCGACACUUGCGGGAAGUCAUUCAAGCGGGCCAGCCACCUGGCGCGGCACCACUCCAUUCACCGGGCGGGUGGCGGGCGGCCCCAUGGCUGUCCGCUCUGCCCUCGCCGCUUCCGAGAGGCAGGUGAGCUGGCCCAGCACAGCCGGGUCCACUCCGGGGAGCGCCCGUUUCAGUGCCCGCACUGCCCACGUCGAUUUAUGGAGCAGAACACGCUGCAGAAGCACACUCGGUGGAAGCAUCCGUGAACCAGGCUGCAGGGUACCCCAGGUACCAUGGGCUUCUGGGGGGAGUAUGGACUGCUGUCGCACUCAGACACCCUGCGAGCACCAGAGGCUGGGCUGCGGGGCCCUGGAGACAGACACAGACCCAUCGAGCCGAGGCCUAGACCGACCCGAAGGAGGAGUCCACCAGUAAUCUUCGGGUCCUCUGUGUUCUGGAGAUAAGAUGGGAAAGAGACCUCACAUUAACAGAGUGGCGUCCCCUAGCCUCAGAGACAUCAGCUAUUCCCUGGCUGAGCCCUGACUGGAGGGGUGGAGGUCAAAGUGCUAUGUGUUGAAAUUCUCUGGCUUGCAAGCCAUGGUUGGGGGGCCAUGAGGAAUCUGCACCUUCUUCCAGAGGUUUCCCUGUGAUGUUGAGGGAAGGGGCGGGGUCCCAGACCUGCCCUCUACUCCCCAGUCAGGGCCUGAGACUGGACAUCCAAUAAAUACAUUUUCCACUUUGA